This is a messenger RNA of Ailuropoda melanoleuca (giant panda), 3057 nucleotides long. Its product is annotated as mucin-1. The coding region runs from base 1 to 1842 and encodes 613 amino acids. The transcript is spliced from 8 exons. NCBI's taxonomy places the organism in Eukaryota, Metazoa, Chordata, Mammalia, Carnivora, Ursidae. The record is from RefSeq and is a predicted model, not a curated record.
AUGUGCUCCAUGGCAUCUGGAGGUAGUGUUUGUACUGAUAACGAGCAGGGCGGCCGCCACCAUACCCUCGAAGCUCCGGUUCCGCAGCCCGUCGUCAGGGGGCACGAUGUGGUUCAGCAUCAGUUCCACCAGGGGGCUGGGGGCCGAGAAGCUGGCGUUGCUGCCCGAGAAGGCGAAGGCGCUGAGGUUGACCAGCGGGUUGUGGCUGAGGUCGAGCUGGCGCAGGCUGGGCAGAUGCUCGAAGGCGCCAGCGCACACCUUCUCCAGGCUGCUGCCGCUGAGGUUGAGCGUGGCCAGGUCGGCCAGCGGCGGCCGGCGGGCGAAGGCACCGGCGGGGAGCACCGCCAGCUGAUUGCCGCCUCGGAGCACUCGCAAGGCUGGGGGCAUGGGCCCGGCAGCGGGGGCUGGGCGGACACCGCGGAGGCCAGGAACGACGCGGAGGAGGUGGAAGGCGCCGAGGAGGUGAGAGAGGACGAGGACACCCAGCCCAGGAGGAUCAGCGCCAGCCGCGCCAGCCGCAGCCGCCCGUCCCCGGCGGCGGGGCCCCGGGAGCACCCCCCAGGCAUCGCGGCACGGCUUUCCCGGAGCCGGGCUGGGACGGCGCCCGCUCCGAAAGCUUGGGAACUGGGUCCGGAGGGCGCGGGCCGGCCGGAAGCGUCUGGAGAAAACUUUCCUCUCGUGGGAGCGGAGGAGGGACGCCGCAGCCGGAACUUGGCUAAACCCCUCGCCACCGGGCGUUCCCCUCCCGGGGUCGAUUCCCCCGCCCCUUCCCUCCAGAAAGUACGCACGGCGGGUCGGGACUCUCAGCUCUGCGCUCCUCCUCCCGCUCCUCUUCCUGCCGCCGCCCCCGGGUGGCACCUCCUCUCCUCUUUUGUUGGCGCCUCACGCUCGAUCCGUUCCGGGACCUGGGACAGGCGGGAGGGAAGCGUGAGGAGCGGCGGCGGCCGCAGCUCCCCGAGUGCGGGAACCGGACUCUCCAAGCCAAGUCGUCCCCCUUGGUCCCCAAGACCUCCCUCCGAAAGCCCGUCCAGGUUUCGCCUCCCCCAGCCCAUGCACAUCCUUACCCGGGAGAGGGGCGCGCGUCCCGAGACACCCAGCGUGAAAGUCUGCCUUCUGCCAGGCCCACACUAUAUAUACCCUUCCAGCCUCCCGCCCUCCUCCUUUCCCGAUCACAUUCGUCCCCCGAGUCUAACUUCCCGCUUGAUCCCCAGCGCCUUCCCGACCAAACUUCUCGCUCUCCCAGCUGCUUCCCCCACCGCCUCCGCCGGCGACCUGCCUUCCGGGGUCUCCGCCCCCGCCCGGACCUCUCCCGGUCCAGGUUUGGAUGGGAGGGAAGUUUCAGGUUACAGGGGUCCUUUGAUCUCUUUCGGUACCUUCCCGGAUUGGCAGGAAGUGGAGAACCUUAACAGCUGUCGGCCCCCGGCCCCCGGCCCCGCGCCCCCGCGAGCCCCUCGGAUCCCAGAGGGGGUUCAAGUCAUCUCCAAAGAAGAGCGGAGAGGCCGCGAACAAAGCGGCUGUGGGACCCUGAACCUACGCUUCCCUUCCUCCAGAGGAUGGGAAGGGGCCCAGCGCGGCCUCCGGGGUUUCGCCUUCGCCGCUCGCUCCCCACCGCUCACCUCCGCGCCCGUCACCUCCGGAGACAACUCAGUCCCACCAGAGUCUCGGCGACUUCUCGGCUCCGCGCUGCGGGCGCCGACUCUCCUCGCACCCCGACUCUCCUCGCACCCCAGCCCCUGGCCCAACCUCCGCCGCUGGGAAAAACCAACCCGGGGGGCGGGGGAGAGCCAGGCCUGCCGGAGGGAUUUCUCCCGCCGCGCGGCCAACCUUGGCAGCCCUCAGUAGGGGGAUUUAAGAAAGGAGACUGGGGGGAACUGGGCCGCGCGCCUCCUCCUGGUGGAAACGAACAAGGAACGUGCCGGAAAAGGAAAAAAACCGCUUGUGAAUCUCGUGGAAUUCACCCUCCUGGGGGCACCUAGGGCGUGACAGAGCAACGCAAAGCAGCAGCAUCAAGAAAUUAGCAGAAAAUGUACAGCGGCAGCAGCACAACGCUCAGCAAGCUCCAGGGGAGCUUCAGAAUAUCUUCCCACCAAAGUGAUUCCUUACAUGCCGACUUGAGGUUUGGGUGUAAUUAUGCGUCCCCACCUGCCCCGCCCCCGCACUUCUUGGAUAGUUACGGAACUUGAGAACGGAGAGAGCCAACUUUAAUGGGGGGAGGGGAGCUGGAUAAAAGGAUUAGUGGAAAAGAGAUUCGUUUUUGAUUCAUUAGCUUUUUUCCUCCCCAAAUUAAAAGCAGAGGGAAGAACACAGCAGCCAAAGCGUCCUAGAAAGAAAAGGCAAAUAGCAAUGACUUGAGUCACCCAGAAGAGCGAAUGCAGCAGCGGUGUGCCAGUGCAAGUUACUUAAAUUGGGAAAACCCAGGAGCUAUCAAGAAAUAAUAAUGAACUAGAGCUGCGCAACUAGACGAAUACUGCUGAAACUCCCGAUUUAAGGGAAAAGAAUCCCACAAUCACGCUGGGCCUGACUGAGACACCUUAUUUGAAGACAGUUCAUCUCCAAAUGGCUAUUACCUGCCUCCCAAGAUGAGUGGAACAGCCUAGGCAUGUUCUUCUCUUGACAACUGUAGAAGCACAAAAGAAGGCAAGCCUAAGCCAGAUGUUUCUCAUGGACAGAACCCAACUAGAAGCCAGAUGACAGGGGAACCCUGCUGAAGUUGUUUGCCAGAUUCCCUGUCCAUGGAGAGAAUGGAUGCUGCAACAUAAACCCCUAGGUGCUUCCAGCCAACUUGCUUGCCUGGCUGGCCCUCCUUCAUCUGGUUGUGUCUGCAAUUGCCAAGGCAGUGGUGGAAGAAUUUCUGGAAGAUACUUAGGUUCAACCGAACUCCUUGGAUGGGUCAAUGACUACCUCAACUCCUGGGUAUAAUCAUAGCAUGCAGAUAUGGCGCUGACCUGCAGGUACCUGGGAUGUACUAUGGUGUCAAAGAGAGAGUGGCAUGAAAUUUCUAACAGGAAAAUACUUCUGUAAAGUCAUGUAAAGACAUGACUUGAGGAAUAAAAGAGA